Molecule: messenger RNA, 2710 nt
Organism: Eurytemora carolleeae
Lineage: Eukaryota; Metazoa; Arthropoda; Copepoda; Calanoida; Temoridae
Product: zinc finger protein 64 homolog, isoforms 1 and 2
Exons: 14
Coding region: 119-1981 (620 amino acids)
Source: RefSeq, a predicted model, not a curated record
AUUAGGGAUUUAAGAUGGAAUAACAUGGAUGUGACACAGAAAGCACGACAGGACUCCCCAAAUAUUGAGUCCUUGGAAAUAAUGUAAUUAUUAUCCACCCUUCAAGGGAACAGAGACUAUGAGUGGACAGGGGAUCCAGGGGAGCAAUGACAGAGUUUCAAAUGAAUUUAUGAGCUCUGACAGACCAACACAGAAUCUUAAUUCUUCAGAGGUCUCUGGUGUCGUUUUGAAUAAUUAUCAUGGUGGGAAAAUUCUCUCAAAUCUAACCAUACUUCAACCCAUGGAUCUUCCGCAUUCGAUUCCUCUUCAAAUUCCUUUUCAAUCCAAUUCUUCUAAUCUUCAACUGCCUCAGGACUGUAGAGUUCAGCCUCAAGUAUUCUCUAGUCAUCCGACACAGCCUCAACCUCAACCUGAGGUUGAUGAAAGCGAGGAUGAGGAUAUUCAUGUUUGUGGAUCCUGUAAAACCGAGUUUAAGAUCUACAGUGAAUUUCGUGCACACAAAACCACAUGCAACAAACGGAAAAAAGUAAGCAAUGCUGCGCAACAUUCUCAAUCUCCAAAUCUAAAUAGCUCGGCUGCAGUUGAUCAGGAAAUAAGGAUUCCAUCAGCGCCCCUGUAUCUGCAGAAUCAGGAGGAGGUAAAUCAACAGUCUGUGGAUGUUUAUGAGACUGUGGAGCAGGAUGAUAUUCCAGUGUACGCAGAAAAUGCGUACAGCGAGGGAUGUAUAGUAACGCAUGAGCAACUGGUUUCAGUACAGCCAGCUGUGCUUCAGCAGCCUAGUAUUAGUAUUCUGAGUCAAGUGCCGUCUCCUGCCUCUGCUACUGAACCUCAAUCUGACCUACCUUCCCCUCAAUCUAAGGUAGCACUGUUCCAUGUUUGUAGUUUUGUUGGUUGUUUGUUUAGUUCUAGAUAUAGGAAAGAUCUUGAUAGACAUCUUCGUACACACACAGGUGAGAAACCCCAUUCCUGUGAUCAAUGUGGAAAAUCUUUUGCCAGACAAGAUAAAUUAAAAAGACACAUGAAUAUUCAUACAGGUUUAAAGAAAUAUUCUUGUCCUCUCUGUUUUUACAAAACCUACGAGAAGUCUCAUUUCACCAAACAUACAAGAGUUCAUACUGAUGAGAGACCAUAUGAUUGCCAGAUGUGUCCUUACCGUUGUAAAAGCAGUUCUCAGCUGACAGUCCAUUUAAGAACUCACACAGGUGACUCACCUUUCAUCUGCUCCCACUUCUCCUGCUCUGCAUCCUUCAAAUCUAACUCUGAUCUGAAAAGACAUGAAAAGACCCACACCGGUGUCAAGCCAUACAAAUGUGAUUACUGUGAUCAUAGGGUUGCAAUCAAAUCUAACCUUAAAGCUCAUGUGAGAGCAAACCACAGGAUGAACGAGGUGUUCAGCUGUAAUGCAGAAUCAUGUAACUUUGUAACUUGUGAUAAGGUUGAAUUGCGUGAGCACCAGCGGAAGCACGCUGAUCUAUUCCACUGUAACAUCUGCAGCUUUACAUCACAACAACGAUCCUGCUUUACCAGACAUCUGGCUAAACAUAGGAAUUUGUCAGAGUUCAAGUGCGAGUACUGUUCUUACACCUGUAAAUCAAGCAAUGUGCUUUCUAAUCAUAAGAACAGGAGGCAUGCGCACAAUACGCCGGGGUCGUCUUUCUCUAAGUCAGAAAGAAAACAGAAUAGCGACAAGAUGGAGGAUAAAAGUCCAAAGAAGAAAGUUUUAAUGAAAACAAUCUGCAAACCAAACUUUAAAUGUGCAAUAUGUAAUGGAGAAUUUGUAAGGAGGGAUUCAUUACGAAGUCAUCUCAAUCAACACAAGAGUUUAGGAACACCAGUUCCUCAUAUUGGAUGCAUCAAGGAGACCUAUGUGAGUGGAACAUCUUCAAGAGAACCUGCUGUCAAGGUUCUAAAAUUAGUGUCGGCUGAAGGUAUUAUUUUCAAUCCCCAGGACAAUAAAACCGACUCGAACAUAUUCUUCUAAAUAUGUAAUCUUUCACUCACUUCAUCUCAUCAUUUACACUUCUAACUAAGAUCUGGUAUUACUAUUUCUAGCUAAGAUCUGAUAUUACCCUUUCUAGCUAAGAUCUGUUAUUCACAAUUCUAACUAAGAUCUGGUAUUCACAUUUCUUACUAAGAUCUGAUAUUACCAUUUCUAGCUAAGAUCUGUUAUUCAGAAUUCUAACUAAGAUCUGGUAUUCACAAUUCUAGCUAAGAUCUGGUAUUCACAAUUCUAGCUAAGAACUGAUAUUCACAUUUCUAGCUAGGAUCUGGUAUUCACAAUUCUAGCUAAGAUCUGAUAUUCACAUUUCUAGCUAAGAUCUGGUAUUCACAUUUAUAGCUAGGAUCUGAUAUUCACAAUUCUAACUAAGAUCUGGUAUUAUUAUUUCUAGCUAAGAUCUGGUAUUACCAUUUCUAGCUAAGAUCUGGUAAUCACAUUUCUAAUUAAGAUCUGAUAUUACCAUUUCUAGUUAAGAUCUGGUAUUACCAUUUCUAGCUAAGAUCUGGUAUUCACAAUUCAAGCUAAGAUCUGGUAUUCACAUUUCUAGCUAAGAUCUGGUAUUCACAAUUCUAGCUAAGAUCUGGUAUUCACAAUUCUAGCUAAGAUCUGGUAUUCACAAUUCUAGCUAAGAUCUGGUAUACAGAUUUCUAGCUAAGAUGCUGUACUUAAAUUUCAAACUCAAGAUAUUCCGAAAGGAUUUAACAUUUAAUU